Messenger RNA from Scheffersomyces stipitis CBS 6054, 1293 nucleotides. RefSeq lists its product as uncharacterized. The transcript has a single exon. NCBI's taxonomy places the organism in Eukaryota, Fungi, Ascomycota, Pichiomycetes, Serinales, Debaryomycetaceae. The coding region runs from base 1 to 1293 and encodes 430 amino acids. The record is from RefSeq and is a predicted model, not a curated record.
AUGGAUAUGGACGAAGGAGAACGGAAGCAGUUUCAUCCGAUAAACCCAGAAUCCAAGACCUUCCACUGGAUUCUCACCUUGGCACUCCUAUUGGUGCUACCGUCGCUUUCGUCGGUGCUAGCUUUUGCUGACAGAUUACAUUGGUCAUUAUUGUUGCAAUGCGUGUCCACGGGCUAUUCUGUCUUUGAGUCGUUGUUCUUGGAUUUUCCAGAUAAUGUAGAUAAUCACGAAAACAGAACUUCUAAGGGUACCAGCUGGUUUCUCUCGGCUCUAUUGGGAGCAACUAUUUUUGUGGGCACGCUUAUCAAUGGCUCAAACUUGGUCAUCAACAAGUUCUAUCCCCAUUGGCAGAGCAGAGGCGAAUAUGGCUUCACUUACAAGAUCUACAAGACAUUGUCCUUCCUAGCAGUGCUAACUGGCUGGGUUAGAGUGUGCAUGGCUCCUGUGGCGCUAUUUGGAUUUUGUUAUGGGAAACACACUGGUCAAUGUAUUGCUCAUGGAAUCAUGGGUUCGGCCUUUAUUUUGUACUCGUUUGUGUUGUCGUUCGUACUUGUAGUUCCGUGGAUCAGAACCCACCAGUUGCACAACAGCUCCAACCUAAAGUCGCAAGAAUUCUACGAUUCUACCGUUAUGUGUGUUUGGGGUAUUGUGAACACUUUCACAGAACAUAGGUGGGGCACCGAGGACUGGUCAAUGGGGGACUAUCAGCACACUGCCAUGGGUAUCAUCUGGUGGUCUGGAGGCUUGUUAGGAAUGUACUUGUCGAUGAAAAACAGAAGAACUUUUAUUCCUAGUGCCUUGCUCGUUUUCACAGGGUAUUCGAUGUCGCAGCAUUCUCAGCACUUGGAAAUCUCGACGAAAGUCCAUAGCUUGUUUGGCUUGGCACUUAUGGGUGCAGGUGUCACCAGAGUAAUCGAGAUCCUGUUUUUGUUGCACGACAAAGCCUGUUCGGAAACCGGUCGUAUUUUGUCGUUCCAGUACAUGCCACCAUUCUGUCUUACCCUUGCAGGAAUCCUCUUUAUGUCAGCCACUGAGGAACAGUUACAGUUGGUUCACGACUUGGGCUCAGACCACUCGGCAUAUAUUCUUGUUGUCUCCUCAGCAGCGUUUCUCAUAUUCUUGUGGAACCAGUUGCUUUUGGCUCUCUACUUACGGUUGGUCGGUUACGAUGAGAAUGGCGAGUUGAGUGGAAGUGGUGAAUAUGAACUGGUUCAUGCUAGACAAGCCGAAGAUUUUGAGUUGGGAGACUUAUCAGAAGACGACACUCCUGUUGGCAGCGGCGGUCUGGGCUAG